ACCGCCCGUCAAACAACCCGUCUCAUCCCCAGGUUUCUCUCGCCGCCUCAGAUUCAAGAUGACUCACGAGUCCGUCUGGUUCAGCCGUCCCCGCAAGUUCGGCAAGGGUUCCCGUGGUUGCCGCGUCUGCACUCACCGCGCCGGUCUUAUCCGCAAGUAUGGGAUGAACAUCUGCCGUCAGUGCUUCCGUGAGAAGUCCUCGGACAUUGGUUUCCACAAGGUUGGUUUCCUCCACCAUUACCAUCUUACUACCCACCUGCACCUGCACAUAUACGUCGCCUCGAAUGGAUGAGAAACAAAGGAGGAGGAAAUGGGACACGCCAAUAUCACAACAAACCACCCACACAAAUACAAAUCCACACCCAUCCACCCAGAAAUAUGAAACAAACAGCAGAACUAACGCCUUCACCACCUUCUUCAGUACCGUUAAACCAAUCACUUCUCUCGAUGCCCAUUUCCUAUUUCACGACAACUUCGUUUAAAAAGAAAAGACGCACUCGGCGCUCGGUUGCUCGGUUUUGACCGCUCCACAUACAUGCAUACAUACCUACCUACCUACGUCCUCCCUUGUCGCCUUUUCCCGCGAGUGGCUACAAUCAAUCCAAUCAACCUCUUUUAAAGAGAAGGACCAAACAAUGUUGGGGGGGGCUUGUGUGUGUGUGUGUGUGUGUGUGUGUGUGUGUGUGUGUGUGUGUGUGUGUGUAUGCUGCGGGGAUGGGGGAAAUAUUAGUUGAAGAAAAAACCGACCAAAAUGACAACUUGAUAACCUUGA
This is a messenger RNA of Aspergillus heteromorphus CBS 117.55, 772 nucleotides long. Its product is annotated as 40S ribosomal protein uS14. Gene Ontology annotation, molecular function: zinc ion binding; structural constituent of ribosome. The transcript has 4 exons. NCBI's taxonomy places the organism in Eukaryota, Fungi, Ascomycota, Eurotiomycetes, Eurotiales, Aspergillaceae. The record is from RefSeq and is a predicted model, not a curated record. Gene Ontology annotation, biological process: translation. Gene Ontology annotation, cellular component: ribosome; cytosolic small ribosomal subunit. The coding region runs from base 59 to 292 and encodes 77 amino acids.